Messenger RNA from Orbicella faveolata, 5560 nucleotides. Its product is annotated as mutS protein homolog 5-like. Gene Ontology annotation, cellular component: nucleus. The record is from RefSeq and is a predicted model, not a curated record. NCBI's taxonomy places the organism in Eukaryota, Metazoa, Cnidaria, Anthozoa, Scleractinia, Merulinidae. Gene Ontology annotation, molecular function: ATP binding; ATP-dependent DNA damage sensor activity; mismatched DNA binding. Gene Ontology annotation, biological process: chiasma assembly; mismatch repair.
CAAAUUUGAUUGGUUGAAAAUCUGAACUUUGUUCUUCGGCGUGUUGUAAUUGGUCAACUUUUUGUUGACUGAUUCGCACGUGACAUACGACACAAUUCGUAUGACGUAAGUCGGAAAACAUGCCGAAAACAAAAGCUGUAUUUCCUAGGUUACUCAAAGGAGCGCGAAUUUUCGAUUUAUUAACUUCACGAAACUUGUAGAAUAUUCAGUUUUGAAGCGAAACACGUACACGAUCAGUGUUUGAUUUUCUGAGAGAGAUCAAACCCAAACAAAUUUAGGCAAAUGUAAUUAUUUGGUAAAAGAUUUCGUAACGAAAGCGGUGCUAAAUAUUACAGAAAAUUGUCUUUGAAAUACAUACUCUGUAAACUCAAAAUAAUUCCUAGAACAUCCAGCACAAAUUUUGCAUUUAUACGAAAGUGUGCAGUAAAUAUUUUAUGACUUGCUUUUACGAAAGAAAACGUCGGUUUUCAAUGAAAACCAAGACUAAAAUAUUACGACAAGGGCCGUGCCGGUCGCGCCCAGCCGCCCACUUUGUUUGAGCUCUUUUCAGUAUUGAAGAUAUUUGUUUUUCGGAGAAAGCGUAAGGAUGUCUAUUGUUUUCUUAUUGAUUGUUUCUUAUUGAUUUUCCGCUAAUCGCUUCGCUAGCGUGACGAGACGCCAUCUUUGAGCGUGUGCCCCAAACCGCAACAGGUUCGAAUUUCAUUUUUUUUCACCGGAACCAGAAUUUUGGAAUCCUCACGUUCGGCCGGCUUUAGUCUAUUUCGCAUCAGUUACUAUUUCGCAGUUGGUAACAAUUUCGCAGUUGAUAAAAUAAUUGCAGGCAAUUAUUUUCACCAGAACUAUUUUCUUAAUUCAGCUGAAUAAUAAUAUAAUUGAUUCAAAAGUCACGUACAUGUUUCAUUCAUGUUUCAUUUCUAUCUCGUGUACGUACGUCUAGACUGAAACUUCGAAAUCCCCACCUACGUAGACCCGUUUUCUACUUUUAAGUUCAGCAUUUUAAACUAGUCUAUCUUGUGUGCCAUCUUUCUUGCAAAGGACUUUAAAACGGUCCUCAGGUAAAAAAGCCAUUUGUUAUGAUAUCUCUAAACGUGCUUCGAAUUAUAAAUUUUCGGUGUUUUCUCGUUCGAAACAGGUGUAAUUUGUAAAUGUCAAACUCAGAUUACCAUAAAUGGCCAUAAAAACUAAAAAAAAUAUCAUCCUUUUAUUACAGCCGGUCACGAUUUAUUUAAAUCUUCCAAGGUGAUCCUUUUUUGUCCGGAAAAUAAAGCUGAUUUGUUUAUCCGAAAUUUACUUGGCGUUAAAUUAGCUAAAACAAGGGAAGUAAAUUAUUUUUGCGAAGAAAAUGCAAACUGGAUUGUAUGAUUUUGCGGGCUUGCGAACAUGCUGAUAUAAAAUGGAAUAUUCAUAACUUCUGAUUUAUAUUUUGAGACCAUUUUUGGUAAUAUUUUGUUCGGUUUGUUUUAUUACCGAUCAUCUUGAUCCUCUAUUUCGGAAAGAUUUUAUGUGGAAAGAUAAUGCCGUAAUAUUUAAGUACAAACUCAACAGAAAGAUUCCGAGAAUUGAAAGAAGUGGCCGAAAGACGGCGUUUAUUUGGGAGUGUCAGAGUUUGACAUGUUCAUGAGAAGUUUUAGAAAUAUUUUGCGGGACUGUUUUCCUAAAUUAAGCUUCCUUUCUCUGGCUAAUGUAUUAGUUUGUGCUUUGAAUGGUGUUGCAUCAAUCACCAAGUUGAUUUCAAUAUCAGAAAAAGAGUCUUUCAUAGUAUGAUUUCUGAACUACACAUUGUUGUCGGUCGCUGUUGUUUUAAAAUGGGUUCCUUGCAGUAGAAUCAGGUUUUCCCAGAACUAACAGGUGCAAUGACUUCCGCUCUGAUACGAUAAAAGCCAUCAAAAGAAGAUCAAAAGGAUCAUGCAUGUAAAUUUAUGUGUAAUCGGAAGCACACCUCUCAAAUAAACGCGGAAUCGGUGUCCGAACAUAUGAAUGGAUAGGGAGUGGUCUUUUGAACAAACAGGAAAUGCGGCCAGAGAUUAUUCAAAGGAGGCUUUCCCUGAAAGAAACUGAAAGGACUUCUGACACAAGAUAUCCUGUGAGCAGAGUCUCCGUCGAUCUUCCUAGAGAAAAUAUUUGUUUUUACUAGGAAGAUAGAAGGAGACUUUACUCGCAGAGUAGCGUUAUCCGACACAAUGAUUGCUCAAAAAGCUCACCCGAUAUCAUGUUCACUCUGUGUUACUAGCAAACUAAAUUAAAAUUAAUUUUUAACUUCACUUGAUGAGUCUGACUCUGCCAGUCGCUUAUCCAGGACGCAACAAGAGUGGAAGCGUUCAAAUACAGAAUAAGAGGACCCUUGUAACCCGUAAAAUACUAACUACAAACAAACGACGAGCAAACCGGAAGUGCGAUUUGUGGCGAGAGGACCAAAAACGCGCAGGCACUGGAAACAAGAGUGCUUUCCAGGUCACACAACACUCGGAGUGUCACUGCACUCGGAGUAACACAAGUCAGUUGGUCUGCUUUCGGCUGCGGGAAGUUUGUUUAGAAGUUCGCCCAUUAUUUGCUGUCAUCGAGUUUUGUUAGUAAAGCCAAAUGGUAGAAAAGCUGGUGUAGCCAAAUGUUGGCCGCAGUGAUAGGAAAAGAUGUUUUCGGACGCCUUGAUGAUAACAACGUGACAAUGGCUUCUGGCGGGAAAAUGGAUCGGCCGACGGACCGGCCGCGGCCGUCGUCUUUGCAAGUUUUGUUUCUUCGUGGUCUUAAAGCAAUAAGCUUCUCCUCUUUCAAAUUAAAGUCUUCAAAGAAUGAGUGCUUUUCAAUAUGCGUCGACUUCGUCAUUUUCAGAAGAACUUUCUACCCCGACUGGUGGUGCAAAAGCAUUUCCCAAAAGUUCAGGCUGGACUUCUUCUACAGCCGACAACGAACGCAGUGCGAAACGACAGAACUCAGCGGGCCAUCAGGGAGCUGCUUUCAAACACCAAAAGACUCCUUCAACGAGUGUGACUACGGACAAUGAACACGUUUCUUCAAGCGACCGACGUUCUUCAGGGACGGAAUGUGAUAGAGACAGAGGGGAAGGCAUGAACGAAAACGAUAUUGUGCAUCAAAGAAAUCUUGCUGCGCUAGAAGAUGGUAGUCCAGCAGAAUCCGAAGUGAAGAGAGUUUUGUCAGUGGUUUGGAGUAAAGGAAAACUAGGUUCUGCUUAUUAUGACACAGAGACUUCACAACUUCAUCUCCAAAUGGAUGUUGUAGAGACAAAAGAUUUUCAGUUUCUUAAGAGGGUAAAAGAGCAAGUACAGGCUGAUGUUAUCCUUACCAGUGCAGUACAAGAUGAGAAGUUGCUCAAGAUUUUACAGGGGCAAGAAGGUGAAAACAAUGAUGAACUAAUUUGUGAGACAACAGAGGUUGAAAUCCUACCAAGCAUAGAUUUUUCUUAUGAAGUGUGCAAGAGAAGGAUCAUUGCCUUGAAUGCAUGCCUUCCAGGAAUCCCACAGCACUUCACAGAUAAUGAAAGGGACAUACAUAUGAGCUCACUUGUACCAUUCGACAGUAUCAGCAUGGUACGAAGUGCUGGUGCACUGAUCAAGUACAUAGAUAAAAAGAGAAUUGGAGUUGAAAUGGAAGAUCCAGAUGUGCGAGUUCCCAUUUUGGGGCUUAAAGUAUUCUCUUUGAGUGAUCUUCUCAUUGUGGAUAACAACACUUACAGUGCUUUGCAGAUCUUUCAAAAGGAAAGUCACCCAUCUGUGUACAAGAUGGGAGCUGGAAACAGUGGUGCUAAGGAAGGACUCUCUCUUUUUGGCAUCACAAAUAGAACUAGAUCUGUUAUUGGAAGUCAUAUGUUGAGGAUGUGGUUUUUACGUCCUUCAAGAGACAUCAGCCUUUUACAACAAAGGCAAAAGGCCGUGUCUUAUUUUAUGAACCUCAGGAAUUCAGAACUUGUGGCGUCUUUACAAGAUUGCUUGAAGCAUAUCAAGAAUGUCUCUGGAAUACUUUCAAGAAUGACAACAGCUCAAGCAUCUGUUGGUGACUGGCAAGCACUGUAUAAGACAGCCUAUAAUGCAACCUACAUUGCUGACCUGUGCAGAAGAAUUCCAAUGGAUAUUGAAAUUGCCAAAAAGGUUGCUACACGAUUUACAGAUGAAUUGCUUGAAAUUGGGAGUCUUAUGAGUAAAAUAAUCGACUUUGAUGAAUCAACGGAACAAAAUCGGUUUGUUGUUAAACCUGGAGUUGAUCGUGCUUUGGAUGAAAAGAAAAGAACAUACAAUGGCCUUCCUGACUUCAUGACAAAAGUAGCCCGAGAGGAGCUUAACAAACUUAGUUCUUCCAUUACAGAAUGUAAUGUUAUUUACCUACCACAGCUGGGCUACUUGUUAGCGAUUCCUCGAUCUCUGGAGAUGAAGGAAGAAGGGGAUUUUGCGAUAGAUGGCCUGGAGUUUGUGUUUCUUAGCAAUAACAGGGUUCACUACAAGAGUGCUCGCACCAGAGAGCUUGAUAACCUUUUGGGGGACACACAGUGCGAAAUAACAGAUCAUGAGACUGCUAUUAUGCAUCGCCUACAGACUGUCAUUCUGGAACACACCAAGGUGUUGAUCGAUGUAAUGGAGUGCUGUGCAGAGUUGGACUGUUUGAUUUCGUUGGCCCUGUGUGCUAGAGAGAACAACUAUGUUUGUCCUCAGUUGACUGCAGACUCGGUGUUAAAUAUUGAACAAGGAAGGCACCCUUUGCAGGAGCUCUGUGUCAGCCUGUUUGUUCCAAAUGACACAGUAUUUGACAAAGAUAGAGGGCGCAUGAAAAUUUUGACUGGACCUAAUGCCAGUGGUAAAAGUGUCUAUCUUAAACAGGUCGGCUUGAUCGUAUUUUUGGCGCAUAUUGGCAGUUUUGUGCCUGCCGAGUCUGCUACUAUUGGCCUGACGGACAGAAUUUUUACACGGAUACACACAAGAGAAACCGUAUCUGUGGGUUUGUCAACCUUUAUGAUAGAUCUAAACCAGGUAGCCACCGCAGUGAACGGAGCAACGGAGAAUUCUUUGGUCAUCGUUGACGAAUUUGGAAAAGGAACUGCUACGAUCGAUGGCCUGUCCUUGCUGACUGCCACACUCCGUCACUGGCUUAGGAAGGGAACUAACUGUCCAAAAAUUCUGGUGUCUACGCACUUUCAUGGCCUUGUCAAACAAAAGCUGCUUCCUCAAACUCCUCUGGUUACAUAUCAGACGAUGCAAGUGAUGGAAGAAAACGAAGAGAUUGCUUUUCUCUAUCACCUUGUUGAGGGUUACGCUGAGAGCAGUCUGGCGUGCCACAUAGCUUCUUUGGCUGGACUGCCAGAUGAACUGGUCAAGCGAGCUCAUCAGGUGACAGAACUUACAAGAUGUAAUAAACCAAUCCCUAGAAAGGACACCAAAGAUGACGAGGAACAAAGAAAAAGGCACAAAGCCAUCGUCACGAAGUUCUUGUCUCUGGAUUUGGACAACGAUGACCCUGAAGCUUUUCUUUCUGAUCUCGUUGGCCUAGCGUGGUGUUGUAGUCACAAAUGUUUCUAAGGGGUUUUCGUUUCCGUUUUCCAUUGAAAACGUUGACU